Messenger RNA from Porites lobata, 2629 nucleotides. NCBI's taxonomy places the organism in Eukaryota, Metazoa, Cnidaria, Anthozoa, Scleractinia, Poritidae. The record is from the annotation of a GenBank genome assembly.
AUGGAGUUGCAAUUUUUAGGUCUUCAAAAUUUUCCAUAUGGCGGUUUAUUUUAUUGUCAACGAAUUGCCUCCAAAUUGCAGGUAUGUAAUAAAAGCUUGAAUUUUUACCCUUGAUUAAACAUGUGCUGUAAGCGUUUUAAACAGCUUCAAACCUCCUCCCCCAGCCGAGUAUUUCAUUUCUAUAGUAUUGCUAAAUAAUAUAUAAUUUCUCUUUUUUUUUUUGAAGUAUUGAUUAAAGAAUGUCAAACCAAAGUAACCAAAAUAACAAUGGUUGUAAAGUAUAGUCAUGUAAAUAAAUUAAUUGUGGAACUGAAGUACACAGUUUAAGCAUCUACUUGCCUUCAUGAUGCCACUACCAAAGAGAAAAUUCCACAGUUAAUAACCAAUAAGAGAAAAGAAAUUGUGAGAGAAGAGUAUCACUUAAUCUAACUGCAACACAUCAUAAUGAGCACUGAUAAUUUGCAGAAUUGCUAACUAGUAAGAAUUGUUUGUAACUCAUUCUUUGCUUGGUAACUGACCUAUCUUGAAAUGGACCGCUUUUGCUUUUUUUCUCAUUAAAAAAACAUAUUCAUUUUUUUUUUUUGUUAAAAAACUUCAUUCUUUCCCUUUAUUUUCUGUCCCUACAGGCAGCAGAGAAAGUACCGCAUGUUUGCUGGGCUUUGGUUCGGUGUCUCAAGCCACAUUUCCAAACAUUUAUGCAGCCAUUCGCAAACUCACUAAAUGAUUUAUUCUUCAAAGGUAAGGUUUAUGUUUUUAAAAUCAGUCCCCAUUUUUUGUAUUACCUUAAAGCAUGCAUUUAUCUGCUACAUUCUAAUGUACAUAUAUGCACACUGUAGUCACAGCUACUCUCUAGUAUACUAUUAGUUCAGAAUGUUCAUAAUAAAUACAUUGUACAACUGUUGCUGUUUGACAUAAUUAUUACUCCCGAACUAUAUAUAAUUUACAAAAGGGGACAAAAGGAAAUUGAGUCACUAUAGAGUGACUCACCGGACAACUUCCCUAAAACUUUGCUUUAUAUUUUCUGUAAAGGUGACCUGUAUAUAGUGGUCACCUGUUAGUGUCGAACGGAUGCAGUCACCCUUUAGACUUAGAUGCUAUUCAUUAACUUCCAGUAGAGUUUAAAGAGAACCUGUAUAUAACGGCCACUUGGCCAUUUCCCAAGGGUGACCGUUAUACACAGGUUUAACUUACAACUCUGACUAAAGGAGAUUUGGCAUAAUACAUGUAGAUACAAAUGUGUGCUUUUAAAUUAUUGAAAAUUAUUUUCAAUCAUUAUUUAGCAGCUACAUGUAUGUAUGAAUUUCAAAAUGCUUUGAUGUGUUAUCUGUUAUCAAUUAACUUUGAAGUCUAUAGAAAUUCUGCUGCCCUCAUUUCUACCCUAUGGGUCAACAUCUGAAUAGUCAGGAUUUUUUUGCUCCUUUUUUAUAGGGAUUGAUGUAAAGCUGAAUGGCAAGAACAUGUUGCUUCGCUGUAUUUUACUCUUAGGGACAUUUGAUGCCCCAGCAAAGUGCCUUUUCCAAGAGUUUUGUCAAUUCAAUGCCUUUUAUGGUUGCCCAUACUGCCUGAGCCCUGGCAAAACUGUGCAGACAAGUAGCAAAGGGCACACUCAUGCUUACCCAUUUGAUGAAGCAAAUCUCAGAACUGGUCAUGGGGAACCAAGAACACAUGAACAGACAUUAAAGUUUGCAGCUGAAGCUACCAAGGAAAGUGCUCAAAAGGGCAUCCCAAGUAGUGUUAAAGGGGUUAAAGGCUAUUCAUGGUUUAUGUUUAUUCCAAAGUUUGACAUCAUUAGAGGAAUAGCCAUUGACUAUAUGCACAGUACAUUACUUGGCGUGGUUAAGAUGUUGCUUACCCUUUGGAGUGACAAGACAUAUAAAGCAGAGCCAUGGUCUGUCUGUAAAAGAAUGAAAGAAAUUGAAGAGAGGUACCUAAAGAUUAGUCCUCCUUCUUGCAUCACGCGCCUUCCCAGAAGCCUGAUAGCAAACUUUGGGCAUCUCAAAGCAUCUGAGUUAAGGACUUUCCUGUUGUUCUACUCUGUUCCAUGUCUGUAUGGUAUUCUUCCAGAAGAGUACUUUCAGCACUACCUUCACCUUUGGAAGCCAUUUACCUUCUUCUCCAGGAUUCUAUCUCUCCGAAUGACAUUGUAAAGGCCUCUGCUUUAAUAAAGCAUUUCUGUAUCAGGAUAAAGGAACUUUAUGCAGCCCGCUAUGAAACUUUUAAUGUGCACUGUUUACUUCACAUGACAGAAAGAGUGAGAGAUCUUGGUCCACUGUGGACUCACUCUUGUUUUUGCUUUGAAGACUUCAAUGGGGAAUUAAGAAGCUUAUUUCAUGGUACACAAAGUGUGGAAGAACAGAUUGUGACAGCUGUCAGUGUGCAACAGAGAAUACCUGAGUUGGUUCCUCUCCUCGAAAGUGGAUCUAUGGCUCAAGAACUUUAUGAACACCUUUAAAGAAAGCGUCCCCUUGCUUCCAAAAAGGAAAAACUUCCAGGCAACAGCAACUGCAGCAUCGUGGGCAACUUACAAAAUUAUGUCUUUACUGCUGUUGAGCGAGCUGUAGUCGAAUCCCUAAUUGGGCCAGUUCAAGAAGUGUAUCAGUUUUUCAGAUUACUCAUUGAGAGCAACUGA